Messenger RNA from Paramecium pentaurelia, 898 nucleotides. The record is from the annotation of a GenBank genome assembly. Lineage: Eukaryota; Ciliophora; Oligohymenophorea; Peniculida; Parameciidae.
AUGAAAACAAAAACUUUUAGUCAGAGUUGUUCUAUUGAGGGAAGAUUAAGAGGUAUGAUAUUAUAUAAUUAUCCAAGCUCGGAGUUUAAGUGCAUCACAUUAUUACUAUUUUUUGGAAGCACCUAAAUAUCGAGUCUCACAAGCUACGAUCAUCAAAACUGAGAGUUAAUAGAAAUCAAGAAGAUUACUAUUUCAUCAUAGAACUAUGUUGAUAGAUAAACUCAUUUAAAGAGAUAAGAGAUAAUAAAAGUAAAAAGUGCUAAGAGAUAAGAUGUAUGAAAUUAAUGAAUCCCAGUAACGAAGACUUAGUUGCCAUUGUAAUGAAUGUGGGAAACAAUCAAAUAAAAUGAAUAAAUUUCAUAAUUUAUAACAGAAAUCAAAGAAAAUCACAUAAGAUUUCUGGUCCAGUUCAAUUUUACAGCCAUAAUAAUAAUCUUUACUCACAGUCUCAACUAAAUCAUUAAAGUCAUCUACAACUCUCCUCUCAAUUCCAGAUACGAGUCCUCAUAAACUCAGAUCUAAAAUUGAAAGUCCAAAUUAAAAGAAAUUAUACUCAAACUAUAAAUUAAUUAGUGUACCUUCUUUAAAUUUGAAACCAUAUCUUUGGGAAUAAUCACCUUAAAAAAAAGUUAAUCAUCUCUAAACAGAUGCAACCUAAUUAAUAUUGAGACCCAUAUCACUCAGAUCAUCAGCUCCUAAUUUAGAGACAUUUGACUAUCCAUCAAAAAAUAGCAGUCCCAGAAGAGGAAAAUCAAAUUAAAAUAUAAAGUAAGACAUUCAAGUAUUGACUCAAAGAAACUUAUCUAAAAGAAUGAUUUAAACUUGUUAUUUAAAGACAUUCUCUGGUAUUCAUAUUCGCAAUACCAUACUGAGUACAAAAAAAGAAAUAAAGUAUUGA